Messenger RNA from Cylindrotheca closterium, 4560 nucleotides. Lineage: Eukaryota; Bacillariophyta; Bacillariophyceae; Bacillariales; Bacillariaceae. The record is from the annotation of a GenBank genome assembly.
AUGGCUUGUGUUGAUAGUGACAUGAGCUUCCUCCAUGACGACGAAAGCGAGGUGAGCGACGCUUCGUUCAUGAGCGACGACGAGGAGAAUGUGGCUCCCCCUGUGGCCAAGAGCACAAAGGGGUCGAUGCCUGCUUCUGCCGCACUUUCGGUGCUCUCGCCCAACAAGAACCUUGCUAACACAAGUAAGGGCAAGGGCAAGAACAAGACCAUUGAAGAAACCUAUCAAAAGAAAACUCAACUCGAACACAUUCUGUUGCGUCCGGAUACCUACAUUGGAUCCGUCGAGCCUUUGAAGCAAAACAUGUUCGUUUUGGAUCAGAACAAUGGCCGCAUUGUCAACCGCGAAAUCACAUACACUCCUGGUCUUUUCAAGAUCUUUGAUGAAAUUGUUGUGAAUGCUGCCGACAACAAGCAACGAGAUCAAAACAUGGACAAGCUUGAUAUUACCAUCGAUGCCGCAGCAAAUCUUGUUUCGGUGAAAAACAACGGAAAGGGAAUUCCCGUUGUUAUGCACAAAGAGCACGACUGCUACGUUCCUACAUUGAUCUUUGGUCAUUUGUUGACGGGAUCCAACUUUGACGACGACGAGCAGAAGACCACGGGGGGUCGGAAUGGAUACGGAGCGAAGCUUGCCAACAUCUUCUCGACUGAAUUCAUCAUUGAAUGUUUGGAUUCUACCAAUGGACUCAAAUUCACACAAACCUUCCGUAACAAUAUGGUAGUAAAAGAAAAACCAAGCGUCAAGAAGUGCACAGCUGCCGAAAAAAAGCGUGGAGAUUACACCAAGAUUAGCUUCUCUCCUGAUCUUGCCAAGUUCAAGAUGACCGAGCUCGAUGAAGAUACUGUCGCUUUGCUCUCCAAGCGUGCCUACGAUAUCGCUGGAAGUAUGGUCAACCGCCCUGGCAAGAAGCUAGCAGUCACUUUAAACGGGAAAAAAAUAGCCGUGAAAUCCUUCCAAGAUUACCUCAAGCUAUUUGAUGGUAUCAAUGCUCCAUGUGCUUACGAGAAGGUCGGGGAUCGCUGGGAAGUCGGUGUCUCUUCCACCGAUGGUACUUCCCAGCAAAUCUCCUUUGUGAACGCUAUCUCUACCACCAAGGGAGGAGGUCACGUAAACUACAUUGCCGAUCAGAUUGCUGCUCGUCUUGUCCAAACUAUCAAGAAGAAGAACAAGGGUGGAACUGCUGUAUCAAGCGGAAACAUCAAGAAUCACUUAUGCGUUUUCGUCAACUGUCUUGUGGAGAACCCAUCCUUCGACAGUCAAACCAAGGAAUUCCUCACUACCAGACCCAAGCAAUUUGGAUCUACCUGCAAGUUGAGCGAAAAGUUCCUCAAGGCAGUGGAGAAGAGUGAUAUUGUCGAGACCAUUCUUUCCUUCGCAAAAUUCAAGCAAGGCCGUGAGCUUAAGAAAAUCAAGGGCGUCAAGAAAAUUAAGCUCACUGGAAUUCCAAAGCUUGAUGAUGCUAACUUUGCGGGGGGUGCAAAGUCCAAGGAUUGUACACUCAUCGUCACAGAGGGAGAUUCUGCCAAGUCAUUGGCCAUGUCCGGGCUUUCGGUAGUUGGCAGAGACCACUAUGGGGUCUUUCCAUUGCGCGGAAAGCCAUUGAAUGUUCGUGAUGCCAAUCAUACUCAGGUCUUGAAGAACGAAGAGAUCAAGAAUAUCAUUGAGAUUCUUGGUUUGAAGAUUGGAGCUACCUACGAUGAAUCAAACAUCAAGACACUUCGAUACGGGCACCUGAUGAUCAUGGCUGAUCAAGAUCAUGACGGGUCUCACAUCAAGGGCCUUGUCGUGAAUAUGAUUCACAACUUUUGGCCUUCGUUGUUGGACGUCCCUGGAUUCCUCCAGCAGUUCAUUACACCCAUUGUCAAGAUCUCUAAGGGAAAAGCGACCCAAACUUUCUUCACACUUCCUCAAUAUAACAAUUGGAGAGAGUCCACUGGAAAUGAUGGAAAGGGAUGGAAGAUCAAGUACUAUAAGGGUCUUGGUACCUCGACUAGUGCAGAAGCCAAGGAGUACUUCUCGAAUCUUGACAUGCACGAAAUCCCAUUUGUGCCACUCUCAACCGAUCUUGGAUCCCAAGAAAAUCCAUUGGUUGUGGAUGACAUGGAUGAUGAUUUCAACGCACUAGCACCAGUUCCUGAUCCAGCUGUAUCUUCUGCAACAGGAGCUGACCUCAUUGAUAUGGUCUUCAGCAAGAAACGUGUCACCGACCGUAAGAAGUGGCUGAAUAGCUUGCAGAAGGACACCUUCCUUGAUUAUUCCGCAUCUCACGACACUGGAAUGAAGUAUUCGGACUUCAUCAACAAGGAACUCAUUCUUUUCUCCAAAUCUGAUUGCGAGCGUUCCAUUCCUCAUGUCAUGGACGGUUUCAAGCCUUCGCAAAGAAAGGUUCUAUUUGCUUGUUUCAAGCGCAAGCUCAAGGAUGAAAUUAAGGUCGCCCAAUUGGCAGGUUAUAUCGGUGAACAUUCGGCCUACCAUCAUGGAGAAGCAUCUCUCCAUGGAACCAUCAUCAACAUGGCGCAGUCUUUUGUUGGGUCCAACAACAUCAACUUGCUCACGCCAAGUGGUCAAUUUGGUACUCGUCGCAUGGGUGGAAAGGAUGCGGCGUCCCCACGUUACAUCUUCACCAAGUUGGAAAAGAUCACCAGGGCUAUCUUCCAUCCCGAUGAUGAUGAGCUCCUAACGUACUUGAAUGAUGAUGGAAUGUCGAUCGAACCUGAACACUACAUGCCUGUUAUUCCAAUGGUGCUUGUGAAUGGUUCUGAUGGUAUUGGAACUGGUUGGUCCUCAACUGUCCCAACGUACAACCCUCGCACUAUCAUUUCAAACAUUCGCCGUCUCAUCGAAGGGGAAGAGUUGGAGACAAUGAUGCCGUUCUACAGCGGCUUCUCUGGUCAGAUAAAAACAAAUGGCGAUUCGAAGUUUGCUGUUCACGGAAAUAUCGAGCGUAUGGAUGACACCACGCUGCAAAUUACAGAACUCCCAAUUAAGAAGUGGACCCAAGACUACAAGGAGUUCCUCGAAAAAAUGACUGUUUCGCAGACCAAAAACGUCGAUCCUGAAUUGAAGACAUUCCAGGAGAACCAUACCGAUGCUACUGUUUCAUUCACCAUCAAGGCUGAUAAGGAGAAGAUUGAUGAAUGGGAAAAGCUUCCAAAGGGUGGGCUGUUCGCCAAAUUCAAGCUGAUUGGAUCGCUUUCUUCUGCAAACAUGCAUCUCUUUGAUACCGAAGGAACUAUCAACAAGUAUGCUACUCCCGAAGAUAUUUUGAAGGAGUUCUUUGAUCUUCGAAUGAAAUAUUAUUGUGAUAGAAAGGAGUUGAUGCUGCAAAGGCUCCGUCGUGAGCAAAAUAUGCUCUCCAACAAGGCACGAUUCGUAGAGGAAGUCUGCUCUGGAGAACUUGUGGUCAGCAAUCGAAAGAAGAUCGAGCUCCUUGAGGACCUUCAGGAGCGAGGAUACGAACUGUUCGACAAAAAGGACACUCACAGCAAUGCCGACGACGAAGACGACGCUGAAGAAGAGCCUUCAACCGCUAAUCUAUCCAAGGGAUACGAAUAUUUGCUUGGAAUGAAGAUCUGGUCUCUCACAUACGAGAAGGCUGAAGAACUUCGCAACCAACUUGAAGAGCGUACUGCGGAAUUGAGAACCCUCGAAAAUACCAAGCCAAGUGAGAUUUGGUUGAGCGAUUUGGAAGCCAUCGAGAUUGCCCUUGGUGAAAGAGACGAUGGGAUUCGAGAGGACGAAGCAAACGAGUCAAAGGCGCAAAAGAAAAACAAAAAGCAUCAACAGAAGAAAAAGGCUGCAGCCAAGCGUGGCAAGAAGAAGUCUGACGAAUGGGAUUCCGAUACGGAAGACUCUGAUGAAGAAGAAGACUCCUACAACUCUGACGAAGAAGUUGUCAAAGUCACAGUACCCAAGCAACGAAAGGCAGCUGCAGCCAAACCGGCAACAAAACGUGCUUCUGGCAAGUCCACCACACAAAAGGCCACCAAGCCAAAGGCAGCACCAAAGACAGCACCAAAGAAGACAAUAGCACCGAAGCCAGUUUCCAAGGCUGUUGAAGAGGAUGAAGAAAGCGAUGAAAUCGAGAUGUCCUUGGCUGAAAGACUAGGAAAGAAGCUUCUGGUUUCCCCUCCAACCUCCAAGGCCCGCAAGCCGGUGAUGGACAGUCUCGUAGUUCCUGCUCAACCUACAUUUUCAGAUUCCGAAGACAGCGAUAGCUCGCGAAAGCGUCCGUCGCCAAGAAAUGGCGAAUCGGAUAGUGAUGUCGAAGAAGUGCCCAAGCCAAAAUCGAAGCGUGCCAAAGCAGCCACUUCAGCAGCAAAAAAGAAGCCAGCCCCAAAGAAGAAACCUGCUCCAAAGAAAACAAUGGUUCUAGACUCUGACUCUGAGGACGAUUUCAUCGAUGCUUCCAGCGAUGAAGAAGAGAAUGAGCCGGCUGUCAUGGAUGAGAAACCGCCUGCUCGUCGAGUUGCUUCCCGUGCCCGCAAGACCACCAAGACGGCAUCAUACACAUUCGACGACGAUGGCUCGGACAGUGAAUUCUCUUUUGAUGAAUAA